Messenger RNA from Gastrolobium bilobum, 4521 nucleotides. Its product is annotated as ABC transporter C family member 3-like. The transcript has 10 exons. Gene Ontology annotation, molecular function: ABC-type transporter activity; ATP hydrolysis activity; ATP binding. Gene Ontology annotation, cellular component: vacuolar membrane; plant-type vacuole. Lineage: Eukaryota; Viridiplantae; Streptophyta; Magnoliopsida; Fabales; Fabaceae. Bases 1 to 4521 code for a protein of 1506 amino acids. The record is from RefSeq and is a predicted model, not a curated record. Gene Ontology annotation, biological process: transmembrane transport.
AUGUCGUUAGUCUUCUCACUCCAUUCUCUUACACACUCUGCCACUAGUUUUCUGGUUCUUUUCCUGAGAGUGAAUCCGAUUUUCUUGCAUGGCUUAUCCGGUUUCCUCCAUCUACUGUUGUUAUUGGCGCUUUUAGUGUCAUGGGUGUGGAAGAAGCUCAAAUUUGAAGUCAGAGACAGUUCCAAAGAGAAAAUCAAGAACACCCUGUUUGCAAAGACUCUGUUUUGUUCUCUGGGUGUUUCAGCAUUCAAUCUUCUACUCUUUUUGUUUGAUUUCUUCUGUUGGUAUAGAAAUAUUUGGUCAGAAGAAAAGCUUGUGACCCUUUUGGAUUUGGCGCUCAAAGCGGUUGCUUGGGGUGUUGUUUGUGUUUGCUUGCACUUGGAACUCUUCUGUUCAAAGGAAAGAAGGUUUCCAUUCUUCUUCAGAGCUUGGUGCGCCUUCUACCUCUUUGCUUCCAGUUAUUGCUUUAUAGUGGACUUUGUUCUCUAUAAAAAGCACGCAACUCUGCCAAUUCAGUACUUAGUUUCUGAUGUUUUCUCUGCUUGUGUGGGUUUAUUCUUCUGUUACUUGAGUUUUUUUGUGAAAAAUGAGGGUGGUGGAGUAGGAGAUAGAACUCUUCAAGAACCUCUUUUGAAUGGUAAUUCAAAAGUUAGUAAUAUGUCAGAGGAAAAAAAGACCAAGGGUUUUGACACUGUUACCCCUUACUCUAAUGCUGGAAUUUUCAGCAUUCUUACUUUCUCUUGGAUUGGUCCUCUGAUUGCUGUUGGCAAGAAGAAGACUUUAGACCUCGAUGAUGUUCCCCAACUUGAUAGAAGGGAUAGUUUAGAUGGUGCUUUUCCAACAUUCAGGGAUAAACUUGAGGCAUAUUGUGGAGCAAUUAACACAGUGACCACACUUAAGCUAGUGAAAUCAUUAGUAUUCUCAGCAUGGAAAGAGAUUCUUUUGACAGCUAUCCUUGCAUUGGUAAACAUAUUUGCUUCUUAUGUUGGUCCGUAUCUUAUUUAUGGUUUUGUUCAAUACCUUAAUGGGGAAAGGAAAUUUGAAAAUGAGGGCCUUGUUUUGGUGUCUUCAUUUUUUGUGGCAAAGCUUGUGGAGUGCCUGACGCGAAGGCACUGGUACUUUAGGUUGCAGCAAGUUGGAAUUCGAAUGCAAGCAUUGCUUGUAACAAUCAUCUAUAAUAAGGCCUUGACCCUUUCAUGUCAAUCCAAGCAGGGCCACACUACUGGGGAGAUAAUCAAUUUUAUGACUGUUGAUGCUGAAAGAGUUUGUGACUUCAGUUGGCACAUGCAUGAUCUUUGGAUGGUAGUUCUGCAGGUUUUAGUAGCCUUGUUGAUUUUGUAUAAAAAUCUUGGGCUGGCUUCAACUUCUGCGUUUGUUGCAACUGUAAUUAUAAUGUUGGCGAAUGUUCCCUUGGGGUCAAUCCAAGAGAAGUUUCAAAACAAGUUGAUGGAGUCCAAAGAUACGAGAAUGAAGGCGACAUCUGAGAUUUUAAGGAACAUGAGGAUUCUUAAACUGCAAGGAUGGGAAAUGAAGUUUCUGUCUAAGAUAACUGAACACAGGAAGACUGAGCAAGGGUGGUUAAGAAAAUAUGUACACACAUUAGCCAUAAUCAUAUUUGUAUUUUGGAGUGCCCCAGCAUUUGUGUCUGUGGUUGCUUUUGGUACAUGUAUGCUUAUAGGGAUCCCUCUUGAAUCAGGGAAGAUCUUAUCUGCACUUGCUACGUUCCAGAUUCUUCAAGAACCCAUUUAUAAUCUUCCAGAAACAAUUUCGAUGAUGGCACAAACAAAGGUUUCUCUUGAUAGGAUUGCAUCUUUCCUUCAUCUUGAUGACAUGCAGUCCGAUGUUGUUGAGAAGCUUCCACAGGGUAGUUCUGAUAUAGCAAUUGAAGUAGUUGAUGGAAAUUUUUCUUGGGAUUUAGAUUCUCCUAGUAUAACUUUGAAAAACAUAAAUGUCAGAGUUUUUAAUGGCAUGAGGGUUGCUGUUUGUGGUACCGUUGGAUCAGGCAAGUCUACUUUACUUUCUUGUAUAUUGGGAGAAGUACCAAAGAUAUCUGGGAUCCUGAAGGUGUGUGGAACAAAGGCCUAUGUAGCUCAGUCACCAUGGAUACAAAGCAGCAAGAUAGAGGAUAAUAUAUUGUUUGGCAAGGAUAUGGAAAGGGAAAGGUAUGAGAAGGUCCUUGAAGCAUGUUCCCUAAAGAAGGAUCUAGCUAUUUUGACAUUUGGAGACCAGACAAUUAUAGGAGAGAGGGGAAUAACUUUGAGUGGUGGACAGAAACAAAGAAUACAAAUUGCUCGUGCUCUAUACCAAGAUGCUGAUAUAUAUCUAUUUGAUGAUCCGUUUAGCGCUGUGGAUGCUCAUACUGGAUCUCAUCUCUUUAAGGAAUGCUUGUUGGGCCUUUUAAGUUCAAAGACUGUAGUUUAUGUAACUCAUCAAGUAGAGUUCUUAUCCGCUGCUGACCUUAUCUUGGUCAUGAAAGAUGGGAACAUUACUCAAUGUGGGAAGUAUAAUGAUCUGCUUAAUUCAGGAACUGAUUUUAUGGAUCUUGUUGGUGCUCAUAGAGAAGCUUUGUCUGCCCUUGAUUCAUUAGAUGGAGGGCCAGUAUCUGAUAAACUAAGUACAUCACAACAGAAUGUACAUGCCUUUAUUUCUCAUGGUGUUAAAGAACAAGAAGUAAAGGAAGAUGUGCAAAAUGGUGGAGCAGAUAACAAAUGUGAGCCAAAAGGCCAGCUUGUCCAAGAAGAAGAAAGAGAGAAAGGCAAAGUUGGGUUUUCAGUCUAUUGGAAAUAUAUCACUACAGCAUAUGGAGGAGCUCUUGUACCAUUCAUAUUGCUGGCUGAAAUUCUGUUUCAGAUUCUUCAAAUUGGAAGCAACUAUUGGAUGGCUUGGGCAACUCCCAUCUCAACAGAUGUUGAGCCACCUGUAGGAGGAAGUAUGCUUAUAGUUGUCUAUAUAGCUUUGUCCAUAGGAAGUUCUCUGUGUGUACUUGUCAGAGCAACACUUGUUGUCACUGCUGGUUAUAAGACAGCUACUCUACUUUUCAAUAAAAUGCAUUUAUGCAUUUUCCGUGCUCCAAUGUCAUUUUUUGAUGCAACUCCAAGUGGGAGAAUCCUUAAUAGGGCUUCAACUGACCAAAGUGCAGUGGAUAUAGACAUUCCUUUUCAAGCUGGAUCAUUUUCUUCCUCCAUGAUCCAUCUCCUUGGAAUUAUAGUGGUCAUGUCUCAAGUUGCAUGGCAGGUUUUCAUUGUCUUUAUUCCUGUGACAGCAAUCUGCAUCUGGUAUCAGCAAUAUUAUAUACCAUCAGCCCGGGAAUUAUCGCGUUUAGUUGGGGUAUGCAAGGCUCCCGUCAUUCAACACUUUGCUGAAGCAAUUUCUGGCACAUCAACCAUCAGGAGCUUUGAUCAGGUUUCCAGAUUUCAGCAAACAAAUAUGAAACUGAUGGAUGGAUAUUCUCGCCUCAAGUUUAAUAUUGCUGGAGCUAUGGAAUGGUUGUGCUUCCGCUUAGAUAUGUUGUCUUCUGUCACAUUUGCCUUUUGCUUGAUAUUCUUGAUAUCUAUUCCACAUGGAGUCAUAGAUUCAGGUGUUGCUGGUUUAGCUGUAACAUAUGGCCUUAACCUGAACAUCGUUCAAGGAUGGAUGAUAUGGGAACUUUGCAACAUGGAGACCAAAAUUAUAUCAGUAGAAAGAAUACUUCAGUAUACUUCAAUUCCUAGCGAACCUCCUCUUAUUGUAGAGGAAAACCAGCCACAUACUUCAUGGCCAUCAUGUGGAAAGGUUGAUAUUCACAAUUUGCAGGUGCGUUACGCUCCACAUUUGCCACUUGUUUUGCGUGGCCUUACAUGCACGUUUCUUGGAGGACUGAAAACUGGAAUUGUUGGGAGAACAGGAAGUGGUAAAUCAACUCUCAUACAAACACUUUUCCGAAUCAUUGAGCCUACUGUUGGGAGAAUUUUGAUUGAUGGCAUCGACAUCUGUUCCAUUGGACUUCAUGAUUUGAGGUCUAGACUGAGCAUUAUCCCUCAGGAUCCAACCAUGUUCGAAGGUACUGUGAGAAGUAAUCUAGACCCCCUUGAAGAGUACACGGAUGAACAAAUUUGGGAGGCCUUGGAUAAGUGUCAACUUGGAGAUGAAGUUAGAAGGAAAGAAGAAAAGCUAGAUUCUGCAGUUAGUGAGAAUGGUGAGAAUUGGAGUAUGGGUCAGAGGCAGUUGGUUUGUCUUGGUAGGGUGCUGCUUAAGAAGAGUAAGAUCUUGAUGCUAGAUGAAGCAACUGCAUCAGUUGAUACAGCUACAGAUAAUUUGAUUCAGCAAACUCUUAGGAAACAUUUCUCUGAUUGCACAGUCAUUACCAUUGCACAUAGAAUAACUUCUGUUAUUGAUAGUGAUAUGGUUCUACUACUUAAUCAAGGACUUAUUGAGGAGUAUGAUUCCCCAGCUAGAUUGCUAGAGGACAAGUUUUCAUCUUUUGCUCAACUUGUUGCAGAGUAUACCUCGAGGUCCAAUUCCAAUUUUGACCUACUAAAAUAA